This is a messenger RNA of Brachypodium distachyon (stiff brome), 1377 nucleotides long. Its product is annotated as 3-oxoacyl-[acyl-carrier-protein] reductase 4. NCBI's taxonomy places the organism in Eukaryota, Viridiplantae, Streptophyta, Magnoliopsida, Poales, Poaceae. Gene Ontology annotation, molecular function: 3-oxoacyl-[acyl-carrier-protein] reductase (NADPH) activity; NAD binding. The transcript is spliced from 11 exons. The record is from RefSeq and is a predicted model, not a curated record. Gene Ontology annotation, biological process: fatty acid biosynthetic process. The coding region runs from base 200 to 1111 and encodes 303 amino acids.
GUGGAAUCAUGCAUUUCUCAAAGCAAGUGCGCCUACUAAACACGGAUUCAGCUAUCAUGCGAAGCAAACCUUCCAUUUAACACGGAUUCAGCCAUCUUUGCGUUGGCUCUAUAUGCUCCCAACUACUACUUCUGAUUUUGAAGACACCAUUUCUGUAUGAUCCCCGCGUAAAAGCAGACCAAACAAACUACUCUCUGCCAUGGCCUCCACCGUGCAAUGCUCCGCCGGUUUCGCAACUCAGCCGCCGCGACCAGGCCACAGCUGCAGGUUCCAGCAGCGUCAGCGCCAGGGCACUCUCGUUUCAUCAGCUAGAAGAGAUGGUCAGGUCAGAGCUAUGGCUGGAGCGAGCAUGGAUGGGCGGGCACAGCAGCUUGAAGCCCCCGUCGCAGUGGUCACCGGAGCGUCCAGAGGGAUUGGGAGAGCCAUAGCUGUGGCUCUUGGCAAAGCAGGGUGCAAGGUGGUAGUGAACUAUGCCAGGUCAGGAACCGAAGCUGAAGAGGUGUGCAGAGAGAUUGAGGAGUCAGGUGGCACUGCCAUCGCCUUCUCCGCGGACGUCUCCAUCCAAUCCGACGUCGAAUCCAUGAUGAGAGAGGCAAUUGCUACCUGGGGAGCUCUGGACGUGCUGGUGAACAAUGCAGGGAUCACGCGAGACGCGCUGCUAAUGCGGAUGAAGCGGGCGCAAUGGCAGCAAGUCGUCGACGUGAACCUCACCGGCGUUUACCUCUGCGCCCAGGCCGCGGCGGCAGUGAUGACGAAAAGGAAGAAGGGACGGAUCAUCAACAUCGCGUCAGUGGCAGGGAUCAUAGGCAACAUCGGGCAGGCCAACUACUGCGCCGCCAAGGCCGGGGUGAUCGGACUGACCAAAGCCAUGGCCAGGGAGUACGGCAGCCGGAACAUAAACGUGAAUGCGGUGGCUCCGGGCUGGGUUGCGUCUGACAUGACCGCGAAGCUAAGCCACGACAUCGAACGGAAGGCGCUCGACACGAUACCGCUAGGAAGGUACGGCAAGCCAGAAGAGAUCGCUGGCCUGGUGGAGUUCUUGGCCUUUCAUCCGGCUGCGAGCUACAUCACUGGACAGGUGCUACCGGUUGACGGUGGCCUGUCGAUUUGAGGAGGGCAACCGAAACAGAACCGCGGCAGCAAGGUGUAGGAAACACAGAUGUGCAAGGAGGAACACGAGAAACAAAGUUCUCACGCAAAAUCUGUUGGUGGUUAAAAUUAACUCUCCGAAAUGUGUACGCACCAUCCUAAAAGUUAUAGUAUUUCAGUUGUCUAAGCAGAAACUCCGCAAUGCAUGGGGGUGACUCAAGCCGCAACACCUGAGCCUCUGCACCCCUUUUAGCUAAUUGUUUCAGUUCGUACUUCAUACUACGCUAC